AUGACAAAUCAACUUAAGACACCAGUCUACAAUAAAAUUUCCGUCUCUCGCGUCUAUAACGAUAUUAUCAAAGAUGCUCACGAACUCGAAUCUAUUGUUGUAGACUUCCCAAUUGAAUUAACAGAUAUAGAACGCUUUCAAGUAAUUUCUCCUGUUGGUACAGGAAAAUAUUCUACAGUUUUCUUAGGCAGAAUGGAUGGCAAGAAGAAAUGUGCUAUUAAAACACUUAAAAAUGUUCCCCAUUUCAAAAUUCAAAAGGAAAUUUGUUUAUUAACUAAAAUCAAGGAUAUUCCAAAUACAGUUCAAUUAUAUGGCGUCGUUGUUGACCCAUUAACAGAUACUUUUUCAAUAAUUACAGACUACUUAAAAUCUGAGUCUCCAAGAACUCUAUUUCCAAAAUUAACAUUAGAAAAUAUACGAAUUUUAAUGUGGCAACUUUUAACUUGCUUAAAUGAAAGCCAUAAGCGUGGCAUAAUGCAUCGAGAUGUCAAACCAGGCAAUAUCCUUUUUGGCCAGAAUCGAAAGUCAAUGAAGCUUAUUGACUGGGGUCUGGGUGAUUUUUACCUAGCUAAAGAAGCUUAUUCCCCACGUGUUUCUACAUUAAGAUAUAAAGCACCAGAGUUGCUCCUCAACUAUCAAUACUACGACUACGGAAUUGAUGUCUGGGGCGCUGGCUGCGUUCUUGCUGAAAUGCUUGUUCGUUUUCCAUUUUUCGAAGGAAGAGAUAUUGACGAAAUGGUUGGCGACGUAUCUUCAGUAUGCGGAACAAACGCAAUUACAGCAUACGUCAACAAAUACGGCCUCCAAUUGACUCCUGAGAUGCAGAAGAAUUUAUCAAAUACUCAGACACCUCAAUUCAACAAACUAACACAGAACCCUUCAUUCAACCAAGCAAAGAACGACCAUGAUGCACUCGAUUUACUCCAAAAGCUCCUCACUGUCGAUCAUGAAGAAAGAAUCACAGCUGCAGAGGCUCUCGAACAUAAGUUUUUCGAUCCAAUUCGCUCCAAGAUGACAAAAAAGCAGUAA
Molecule: messenger RNA, 1029 nt
Organism: Trichomonas vaginalis G3
Lineage: Eukaryota; Parabasalia; Trichomonadida; Trichomonadidae
Product: STKc CK2 alpha domain-containing protein
Exons: 1
Coding region: 1-1029 (342 amino acids)
Biological process (GO): protein phosphorylation
Cellular component (GO): protein kinase CK2 complex; cytosol; nucleus
Molecular function (GO): protein serine/threonine kinase activity; ATP binding
Source: RefSeq, a predicted model, not a curated record